This is a messenger RNA of Micropterus salmoides (largemouth bass), 1006 nucleotides long. RefSeq names its product ubiquitin specific peptidase 21 (gene usp21). The record is from RefSeq and is a predicted model, not a curated record. Gene Ontology annotation, molecular function: cysteine-type deubiquitinase activity. The transcript is spliced from 9 exons. Gene Ontology annotation, cellular component: cytoplasm. The annotation marks the transcript as partial. NCBI's taxonomy places the organism in Eukaryota, Metazoa, Chordata, Actinopteri, Centrarchiformes, Centrarchidae. Gene Ontology annotation, biological process: protein deubiquitination.
AUGCCUGGAGCCAGUGGCGUCAACGUGGAGGGCUCUUGUGAGGCCCUGCGUCGAACCCUGGUGUCACAGAACGGUCUGCAGAGAGAGACGGCCGACAUCUCCCAGUCUGUCCUCUACACCUCUCUGAUGGGCCUGCUUCUGGUCACUGACAACGAGAAAGAGCAGCUCACCUUAGGAAGUGGAAGGGUUGGCCUCAGAAACAUAGGAAACACAUGUUUCCUGAAUGCAGUAGCCCAGUGUUUGUCUCACACACGUGGCCUGCGGGACUACUGCCUCCUCAAGUCCUACAGGGAUGAGAAGUUCUCCAGAGAGGAGGCUAAGCUCAUGGAAGCUUUUUCUCAGGUGCUGUCAGGCCUUUGGGAUAUAAAUGAAGAACAGACAGUUGUAAAUCCACGACAGUUUUACAAUAUUUUCAAGGGUGCGGUGCCCUACUUCAGUGGUUACAGUCAACAGGACGCACAGGAGUUCCUCAGGUUCCUAUUGGACAAGCUGCACACAGAAAUCAACCGCAGACCCUACGUUCGACGAUCAGGAAAGGAACCCGAACAAAAAUUUGCCAGAUUUAGGAUAUCAGAAGAGGCGGCGGCCAUGUGGAAGAAGCACUUGGAGAUAGAUGACAGCAGAAUAGUAGACCUGUUCGCAGGCCAGCUGCGGAGCUCGCUGCAUUGCUCAGUGUGCUCCCACUACUCCAACACAUUUGAUGUGUUCUGUGAUCUGUCACUGCCCAUCCCCAAGAGGAGCUCUGCUGGGGAGGUCACGCUGAGGGAGUGCCUGGACCUCUUCUCUCAAGAGGAGAAACUGGACAAGGAGAAUUCACCAAUGUGUGAGAGGUGUAACAGGCAUACAGAGUGCACCAAACGGCUGUCCAUCCAAAGGUUUCCCCAGGUUAUUGUGAUCCAUCUGAAUCGUUUUACGAUGUCACGGUGGUCCAUCAGUAAAAGCACAGUGUUUGUGUCGUUCCCUCUCACUAACCUGGACCUUGGACCCUACGGACCCGUGGACUGUG